Canariomyces notabilis is the source of this 1390-nucleotide messenger RNA. RefSeq lists its product as uncharacterized. Bases 249 to 1091 code for a protein of 280 amino acids. The transcript has a single exon. NCBI's taxonomy places the organism in Eukaryota, Fungi, Ascomycota, Sordariomycetes, Sordariales, Chaetomiaceae. The record is from RefSeq and is a predicted model, not a curated record.
UGUCCACCCAGCAGCCAGCCAACCAAGAGACUCUGGAGGCGGCCCGGAGCCCUAAGGUAUCAUCUGGGGUACACCACCCACUCUGAAAGAGCUACCGAGCCUUGCAAUCGUGGUUCGCCAUGAGUGGGUGGCGUUACUCAGGCUAGGUAGGGUAUGUUUGCUAACACACCGAGAAGAACCGCCGCAGUUUCCCGCUCUCCGAGUCGUAGUUUAUCUACCCACCCAAGACCCGACCCCGUCGCUCUAAAAUGGCCGAAGUCUUUGGAGUCGUCGCUGGAGCAUUGAGUGUAGUCGGGCUUUUCAAAAACUGCAUCGACUGCUUCGAAUACAUUCGGCUUGGUCGAAAUUUCGGCGACGAUUACGAGCGAUACCAACUGCGGUUGGACACUGCGAAGCUUCGACUGGAGCGCUGGGGCACAGCCAUCGGCAUCAACGAGGACCCGCGGUUUCGGUCACUUCGCCCUGCUCGGACCGACAAGGAAGUCAGACUUAUCCGAUCAUUGUUGAGAGAGCUCAAGCACGUCUUCGAAGACAUCCAGCACAGCGAAAGGAGGUACCAGAUCAAGGGUACCGUCCAAGAGGUUGACACCAAGCACAGGAUCUGCGCGCCAAUAAACAAAUCUCAAAGACCAGGACAUCUGAGGCACUGGCAAACGGGAUUCUUCAAAAAAACGACCUGGGCAUUAUACGACAAGAAGCGAUUCGAAGAUAUGAUGGCGGACCUCAACAGGCUUCUGGAUGACAUGGAGCGGGUACUUACGCAACCUGUCAAUGGUCAGGAACUGGCGUUGAGACAGCCAAGUGGAACAACGGCAGAACCGAGCACAUCGAAAUCGGAGACGGAGGAAGAUCCUGGCGUGGCUGCAGAUCCACCAGCCCCCGAGCAGAAGUUUUGCGGCAUAGAGGUGACCAAUGUAGCCGAGAACAUCAAGGUUGGCCAGGAGGCCCGGGCCCACGUCGGCAACGUGGUCAAAGAGCAGAUGACGAUACAGGACCGAACAAACAAUCAAGGGGGUAAUGCAGUGGUAGCUGAGAAGGCCCGUUUUAUGGUUGGUAAUGUGUAUGGAGGCAAGAGUAUUUGGGAUGACUGACUUUAUGUCUCAACGCUGUUCUGGAGAGAAUAAUGUUUUGGACAAAACAACAUCCUGGGGUUAAGCCGUUAAAGGAUUGCAGAAGUAUGAAUGGGACACAAAACUGACAUGUAACUACCGCUGGACACCUGCCGUCCAUAUGUAUCCUAACCAUAACGCAACAGCAGUCGCCUUGAACGGAGUGAUCGAAGCAAGCAGCUCCAGUGCUAACCUCCGCAAACCCACACCAUACCAUGUACCGUUGCACCCUUGCCAUGUCCGCCGGAGCUCGUAGGCGUCUGAAAGAAUCAUCCCCUCAC